Messenger RNA from Dendronephthya gigantea, 1254 nucleotides. Its product is annotated as alpha-(1,3)-fucosyltransferase fut-1-like. The record is from RefSeq and is a predicted model, not a curated record. The transcript has 2 exons. The coding region runs from base 19 to 1188 and encodes 389 amino acids. Gene Ontology annotation, cellular component: membrane. NCBI's taxonomy places the organism in Eukaryota, Metazoa, Cnidaria, Anthozoa, Malacalcyonacea, Nephtheidae. Gene Ontology annotation, molecular function: alpha-(1->3)-fucosyltransferase activity.
UAGUAUCAUCAAUGGACAAUGGUCGUGAAGUUUUCUCGAUUUUGUCGCAUUAGUAAUCGACGCUGUGUUUUAGUUUAUAUCUUUUUCCUACUCUUUUGUCUCUCCUUCCUUUGGUUUUUCGUUCAUCAAACAAUUCCGGUCGAAUACCAUCAUGUACGGUUUGGUGAGCAUCAUGAAUGUACAAGCCACAAAUUUAUCCCGAAAGUUGCUGGACAAAAAAGAUUGAUUUUAUUCUACACGACCAUAUUUGAUCGUGUUACAGUAUUUUACCCGAACGAACUUCAGUGCUGUGAGCCAUUUAACUGUGAAAUUACAACCGAUAAGAGCAGGUUAUUGGAAAGCGAUGCAGUUGUCUUUCACGGCCGGGACCUGCCUCUUGGAGUAAAAAUGCCUAAACAAAGAACAGCUAAACAACGUUGGGUGUUUUACAGUAUGGAAAAUCCGUUUUAUUCAAAAAUCGUCACAAGCGAUUAUAAUGGCAUGUUUAACUGGACAAUGACCUACGAAAGACGAUCAGACGUGUACGAACCUUACGGAUAUUAUACAAAAAUUAUACAAAGUACGCCUAUAAAGAAAGAUGUGAAACCAAGAAACUAUGCGGAAGGUAAAGACAAGUUACUUGUGUUUGUGAACGGGAAUUGUCAAACGGUUGAUGGUGCGAGGGAGAAAUUCGUUCGUGCUUUAAGUAAAAUUGUUAAAGUAGAUGUUCACGGCAAGUGUGGGGGGAUAUUUGGCAGACUGACUUGUCCAAGGAAUGAAAGAUGCCAAAAAUUGUUGAGACGUUUUAAAUUUUAUAUAUCGAUUGAGAAUGGUGUCUGUGAGGAUUAUGUAACUGAAAAAUACUGGAAUGUUCCAUUUAAGAUUGAUGCAGUUCCCAUUGUGUUCGGCUUCAAAUUCUUUAAAGAAUUGAGUAUUCCAGGUUCCUUUAUUGAUGCUACCGCUUUUCCAAAUCUGCAAAGUCUUGUUAGUUAUUUACAAUACCUUGACAAGAACGACACUGCUUACAAUGAGUAUUUUGAAUGGAGGAACAAAUAUCAGACAGCUAACUUAGAACCCUGGCCCUGUCGCUUAUGCAGGAUGCUACAUAAUAAUUCAUUACCUAUAAAAACUAUUAAACUAGACCAAUUUCUGAAUCCAGAUUUGGUUUGUCGAAAAUUAAAAAGAGAGGAUAUUCAUAUCAAAUUCUGAUAUAUUUAUGUACAUAAUUUUCGUAUAUUUUUUCUCAAUUUUAUCAUAUUUAAGAUAUAACUAUUU